AUGUCGGAGGAAGCUGCAUCUGCAGAUGGGAACGGCAAAGCUGUUCGAGUGAUUCGGAUAGGAACUCGCAAAAGCCAGUUGGCUUGUAUUCAGACUGACAGUGUAGCAGAGAAGUUGAAAGAACUGUAUCCUGACCUCCAACUGGAAAUAAUUGGUAUGUCCACAACUGGAGACAUAAUCCUGGACAGAGCUUUAUCAAAGAUCGGUGAGAAAAGCCUUUUCACCAAAGAGCUGGAAAACGCCCUGGAAAGAAAUGAAGUGGAUCUAGUGGUGCACUCACUCAAAGACCUCCCCACCACUCUGCCUCCUGGAUUCACUAUCGGAGCUGUGCUGAAGAGAGAAAACCCUUUUGAUGCUGUGGUGCUACAUCCAAAACAUGCUAACAAGACUCUUGACAUAUUACCAGAAAACAGUGUAAUAGGCACAAGUUCAUUGCGGCGUGCUGCCCAGUUGAAGAGAAGAUUCCCCAAUCUGGUGUUCAAAGACAUUCGUGGAAAUUUGAACACUCGGUUGAAAAAGUUGGACGAAAAGGACGAUUACGCUGCCAUCAUUUUGGCUGCAGCCGGUCUGAAGCGGAUGGGCUGGGAGAACCGAAUUGGUCAGCAUCUUACAACAGAAGACUGCAUGUAUGCUGUUGGACAGGGGGCUUUAGCCGUUGAAGUCCGAGCUCGAGACACAGACAUUCUGGGCAUGGUCUCAGUCCUCCACGAUCCAGACACGGUGUUGAGGUGCAUCGCUGAAAGGGCUUUUCUCAGACAACUGGAGGGAGGAUGCAGUGUUCCUGUUGCCGUACACACAGAUAUUCAAGAUUCACAGCUCUACAUGACGGGGGCAGUAUUUAGCCUUGACGGUUCGGACACACUGAGAGAAACCAUGCAGACGAGUGUUGCCAACUCAGGGGCGGAGCAAGCAGGCGAACUUGAACCGAGAGUGGGGAUCACGGCGGGCAAUGUUUCCGGUCCUGCCCAAAUCAGAGCGGAGAAGCUGGGGAUGGACCUAGCCAACCUGCUGCUGAGUAAAGGAGCCAAGGAGAUUCUCACAGUGGCCCGACAACUCAACGACGCCAGAUAA
This is a messenger RNA of Knipowitschia caucasica, 1071 nucleotides long. The record is from the annotation of a GenBank genome assembly. NCBI's taxonomy places the organism in Eukaryota, Metazoa, Chordata, Actinopteri, Gobiiformes, Gobiidae.